Molecule: messenger RNA, 288 nt
Organism: Miscanthus lutarioriparius
Lineage: Eukaryota; Viridiplantae; Streptophyta; Magnoliopsida; Poales; Poaceae
Source: the annotation of a GenBank genome assembly
AUGGCGAAGCAGGCGGUGGCGAUGCUGGUGGCCCUGGCGCUGGUCGUGGUGGCGGCGGCGAGCGCCGGCGGGGCGUCGGCGCAGCAGUGCAACGCGUCCCAGCUGGCGGUGUGCGCGCCGGCGGUCAUCAUCGGGUCGGCGCCCUCGGCGCCGUGCUGCGCCAACCUGCGCGCGCAGCAGCCGUGCUUCUGCCAGUACGCGCGCAACCCGGUGUACAGCAGCUACAUCAACAGCCCCAACGCCCGCCGCACGCUCUCCUCCUGCGGCAUCUCCAUCCCGAGCUGCUAG